Messenger RNA from Ctenocephalides felis (cat flea), 5589 nucleotides. RefSeq lists its product as uncharacterized. Gene Ontology annotation, molecular function: metalloendopeptidase activity. The record is from RefSeq and is a predicted model, not a curated record. The transcript has 35 exons. Bases 1 to 5589 code for a protein of 1862 amino acids. Gene Ontology annotation, cellular component: extracellular matrix. NCBI's taxonomy places the organism in Eukaryota, Metazoa, Arthropoda, Insecta, Siphonaptera, Pulicidae. Gene Ontology annotation, biological process: extracellular matrix organization; proteolysis.
AUGGAUAUGAAUAUAACAGCCUGCUAUGAUAUUCUUAUUAACAUCUUUAUCGUAAUAUGCGCUUCUUUAGAAUUUGAAGACGAGGAUGAUAUUCAUGUUGUAAGAGGACGUUAUACAAGAGACAUCAGCAAUUUUUAUGCGGUUGUGCCAAGGAGGGUAAAUGCUGAUGGAGACUUUAUAGCUUACCACUUACCUAGGAAAUAUGAAUAUUAUAGGAAACGAAGAGAUGUAUCGAAAGAAAAUACAAUUAACUGUGCAACGAAGGAAAAAUCUAAAUGCUCCGUACACUCUAGUGAAAAAAACGAGCAAAAACAAAAAACAAGUUCUAUAGGUAAAAAGAAGUGUAGAGACUCUAGUGUAAAAAACGUGCAAAAACAUAAAGCAAGUUCUAUAGGUAAAGAGGAGUGUAACGACUCUAGUGUAAAAAACGAGCAAAAACAUAAAGCAAAUUCUAUAGAUAAAAAGAAGUGUAGGGCUACUAAAAAGUUCUCUGAUACUCGGGCACAUAACUUUAAAGAAUCAUUAAAAAAAAAGUCAAAUGAGGACGAUGAUCAGAAACAGGAAGAAGACGAGUUAAAUUGGGAUUUUGAUCAAAAAGCAAAACGAUCUUCUAACGCACUAAAAACUGACAAUGCAAAAUUGAUGAAGGAAAGAAGCGUUUUGGAUUCCGAAAAAAGUAAACAUGGUGAAAUGCCAAAAAAUUAUAAUAUUUAUUCGCCAUUAGCUCAAAAUUCUGAUACGAAUAAUGAGCAAAGAUCAGAUCUUGCAGAUCUCACUAACAUCAAUUACAUUGAUAUUCCUGAAACUGGCAAUGAUUUAUCAAAGUCCAAUAAUCAUGAUCAUUCUAAUUAUGAAGCGAAUAAUGGUAUAAAUUUUGCUGAAUCCUUUGUAGACGAUAAUUUAGAUGAAGGGGUGAAAAUUUUAGAACACCCAAAUGUAUCACGGAAAAAGAAAGAGAUCUCAAACAAAAUAAAUACAGUUAUUAAUGCUGACCAUCUCACAGAAAGUGAGCCUCAGUAUGAAAUCUUUUAUCAUACUAGUACUAAAAGACAUAAAAGGGAUGUUACAAGUAGCCCAAUACCUUUAAAACAUUCAGAUGUGCAGGAGACAUUAUUCAGAGAUUCGGAUGUAGAUUUGAGAUUUCCAGAAUUCAUAAUACCUUCGCAAGAAGAAGCUGCAGAAGAAAUUUUAGAUCAUGCUAGUUUAGUUAGAAAUAAAAGAAAUGCUAUGCCUUAUGAAGAAAAUGAAGAGCAAGACCUACAAUCAGAUAACCACGAUCAUGUUUUGGAAUCUGCGCGUGAAUCGAGAAGCAAACGCGAAAACAUAAAUGAAACUCCUAAUGUGAUAGAAGCUAGCAAAUUGAAAAUAGAUUUAAAGAACAAUAAAAGGUUAAGGAGGCAAAUACUCGACUAUUCUAGUACAUCAAUUAAGAUCCCUGACAAUAGGCCAAAUGUUAAUAAUGAAAACAAGAAUGCAGAUGCAGGUGCUCAAUAUGAAGAUUUGCUUGCAAAUAACGACGGUGCUUUUCCAGUGCCAAAAUCUGUCGGAUCUUUCCAAUCGUCACACAAGUUUAUACAGCCUUAUAGAUAUGAAUCUGGUAGCGCUGAAGUGAAAAAUGAAAAUCCAUUGUAUCUGGACCAACUAAAUGAUAUUUUUGGUGAACGAAAUGAUAUUCUGGGCCAACAAAGUAAAAAUACAAAUAGUAAUAAACAUUAUUUGAAUAAACGCCAAAAAGAAGACGAAUCCUUUAAAAUGACUAAACCAUCACUUUUUAUGGAACGCGAAAGUGAACCUGAGGAACAUUAUAUGAUUCCGAUAGGCCCAGAUGAAGAACUUCAUGUGGAAUUAUGGCCCAAUGAUCGUUUUCUUUCGCCAGACGCAGUUUUAGAAAGACAUGGUGCUGAGGCAGACAGAACGGUAUCUUCGAGAACUUUAAAUAAAUUACGUCCAUUACAAUGCUAUUAUACUGGAGUAGUACGCGGGGAGCCAGGUUCAAGAGUUGCUCUAGCACUUUGCGAAGGAAUUGCGGGUUAUAUAAGAGCACCCUUUGGAACGUACUUCAUAGAGCCAGCGCUCGAUCAUGAACCAAAUUCAUUAGGGCAGCAUCUUCAUAUUGUACAUAGGCCGGAACAAUCUUUUCUUCAAACUGGUCAAUGUGGUACAAAUCAGUGGGAAGAAGGUUGGUUAAGAAGAUUCAGUUCUCAAUAUAAGAAGCGAGGCGAAUAUGAAAGCAAACACAGAUAUUUGGAAACUUUAGUGGUGGUUGAUAAAAAGUUUUUGGAUUAUCAUAAAGACAGAGAUCACGAAACUUAUAUAAUGACAAUCAUGAAUAUGGUUGCUGAUUUUUAUCACGAUGCCAGUUCUGGCAAUCAAAUGGAUGUCGUUGUUGUUCGUUUAAUUUACUUAGAGCAAGAGAAAAAAGCGAUAGAUUUGUCAAUAAGUCAAGAUGCCGAAAAAACUUUAGAUAGUUUUUGUGCAUGGCAGCAAAGUGUCAACCCUUCAGAUAUUCAACAUCCUCAUCAUCAUGAUAUUGCUGUUUUAUUCACAAGGUAUGAUAUUUGCUCCGACAAAAUGAAAAAUUGUGGUCUUUUGGGCCUAGCAAAUGUUGCAGCCGCAUGCACCGGAGACAGAUCUUGCGCUAUCAAUGAAGAUUCAGGACUAAUGCUUGGCGUAGUUACUGCUCAUGAAAUGGGACAUGUUAUGGGUUGUGGUCAUGACAAGCCCGAGGAAUCGGGCUGCCAAGCUCAAGCGCCAGAUAAAAGUUACCAUGUUAUGUCUCCUUUUGUUCAUUUAUCAACUGGAAGAUGGUCCACUUGUAGCAAAUCAUUUAUGACAACAUUUUUUGAAAAUAAUUUAGGAGAAUGCUUAAAUGACAAACCGCAAGAAUCAAAGUUUAAAGAUUUGGAGAUGCCACCUGGUGCUAUAUAUGAUGCUGAUUAUCAGUGCGACUUAGAUUUUCCUGGAUCUACUGCCUGCGAAGUAGAUCAAGAAAAAUUUUGCAAAAUGCUUUUUUGCAAAAACAAGCCAUCUUCUUGUUCAUCUAAGGGAGAACCACCAGCUGAAGGUACAAAAUGCGGAGAGAACAAGUGGUGUUACAAUAGGACGUGCGUUGAAAUAGGAGCUCGUCCUGGCUCGAUUGCGGGCGGUUGGGGCGAAUGGGGCGCCUGGGGAGAAUGCUCACGAACUUGUGGCGGAGGAGUAUCAAUAUCAGAGCGGGAAUGUGAUAAUCCUAUUCCACAAAAUAAAGGCCGUUAUUGUCUUGGUGAUCGCAAACGUAUCAAAAUUUGUAAUACGAAGGAUUGCCCGCAUGAUUCUCCAAGUUUUCGAUUUGUUCAAUGCAAAAAAUUUGAUGAAAAACCUUUUAACGGUGAACUGCUGAAGUGGUUGCCUUAUACAGGCAAAAUUAAUACCGAUCCUUGUGCUUUGUAUUGCAUUAACAAUAAGCACAUUUACGUAAAGCUCGCACCGCGAGCAAAGGAUGGUACAAAGUGUAAAAGGGGCACUAGAGACAUGUGCGUGGCUGGUUACUGUAAACAAGUAGGCUGUGACUGGGAGUUCGAUUCAGACGCUGUUGAAGAUAUAUGUGGCAUUUGCGAUGGCAAAGGCACUGAAUGUCAACGAAUUGAAAAAGUGUUUAAAGAUAAACCAACACCAGGAUAUGUUAAGAUUGCGACUAUACCUAAAGGCUCGAGAAAUAUUAUAGCAGUCGAAUUAGCUGCCUCUGAUAAUACUUUGGCAGUUUCGGCUGCUGAUGGUACAACAUUUUUCCUCAAUGGUGAUAAUCGUGAGAAUGUAGAUGGUGAAAAAGAUUUUGGUGGUGCUGUUGGCGUCUACACUCAUCCAGAGCCAACUAGAGAAGAGUUGAUGAUUGGGGGACCACUUACACAAGACUUAAUACUACAAGUUUCUUUUUAUUCUGCUAAUAAUCCUGGUAUAAAAUACGCAUAUUCAACGCCUGUAUCUGAGAGUGAAAUUGCACAAGCAGAAAAAGAAGUUCAGACACGAAAAAGGCAAAAAGCGGAAAGGGAGGAAAAAAUUCUUAAUGCCGGAAUGCCAGGACAAGAAGGCGAUUCUGGUGAUAAGGAGUCUGAAUCUGUAUCAGAUAUGGUUACUGCACCGACGACUGAGCCUUCUAAUUUAGAUCUUUUAACAUCAUCUGAUACUCCAGAAUCUCCGUUAAAUAUUGAGGCUCCAAACCCUUAUCAUUGGGAAUUUUUAGAGUGGUUACCAUGUUCUGCUCAGUGCGGAGGAGGCGUCAGCAUAUCCAAACCCAAUUGUGUUCAAGAUAAUGUCGGUAGAGUUGGACCUGAAAUGUGCGAUGCCGGUGCUAAACCUGAUCCUAAAACCAAGUUGUGCAAUGAUCAACCUUGUAAAGCCAAAUGGCGUAAAAGCGAAUGGGGUCCGUGUACUGGUUGCACUUUUCGUUCUGGAAUUAGAAAACGAACAGUUCAAUGCGUGCGUGAAUCUCCUAAAAUCGGUGAAGACGAUAUUAUAGCAGAUCCUGAAGUAUGUUUGACUGAAGUAGGUCCUAAGCCUGGCGACAGAGAACUAUGCACAGUACGUAAAGAAUGCCCCGAAAACUGUCCGCCCAAAGAAUCAAAGAAUAAAGCCUAUCGGCUUUCAAGAGAAGCUUAUGAACAUUUAUGGAGACACAUGCGUUAUGCACACAGCAAUAAUGACGAAUUUGAUGAGAACGAUAAACAAAUUGCAAAUAUGGAACCGAUAACAGAAACAUCAUAUGAGGACAUUGGAAAUGAGGUUUAUUACAUGCAACCUGCUGAGAAAAGAUUGCGAUCUGACGAACACCAGAAAGUCGAAGAUAAAGCAUUAGAUAGUGAUGAUUAUGAAGAAAAUGGACCAAUAGAGCAUAAAGAACGCUUGUCACGACAUGGUGCUACGACAAUGGCAUGUGAAACCACUCUUACCCCGCCUACUGAAGGAAUAAACUCAAGUGCAGUAGCAAUAAUAAAAAUUGCCACACCAAAAAUUUCUAUUGGAACUUCAGUAACUAAAGCAACGACUUUCCCACAAAAGAUGACAACAUCACAAGUAAUUGUAGCGUCAGCCGCGCCAGCAACUACUGUUCAAAGUGCAAAAGGACAAGGCAAUUUUAACAAUUCUUUGAUAACAAUGUCUGCUGCAAAUACUACCUCUGGUUCUCCCACAAAAGCUUCCUGUGUUCCAACUACAAUGGUCCCUAUCAAAGAUAUCGAAUGUGCCAAAAACGGUACACCAGGUGAGCAACCAAUACCAAAAGCGAAAAUUGAAGCUUUCUUUAAUAACACAAAGACAAUUCUAGAUCGUGUACCGAAUGAGGAGAUAAAGUUGAUUGAAGUGCCUCUUAAACCGAAAUCCGAAGAUAUUUUGUCUGAUGAAGCGAUAUUAAAAGUUGGAGAUAAAUUGAGUGAUCAGCUUGAUAUGUGUAAAGGAGUCAUUCAUACUGGAGAAGAUGCAGCUAAUUUACUAAAACAAGAUAUAUCUACAAGCACAGAAGGGAAUUCCGAAACUACUCUUAUGACUAGCGAAAGCACAACUAUCACCACACUAUCAGAUGAUGAAAAUUAUAAAAAGAAAAUAUAUCAAAUCUAA